This is a messenger RNA of Pungitius pungitius (ninespine stickleback), 2339 nucleotides long. It is a transcript of the gene rce1a, whose product is annotated as Ras converting CAAX endopeptidase 1a. Bases 193 to 1161 code for a protein of 322 amino acids. Gene Ontology annotation, cellular component: endoplasmic reticulum membrane. Gene Ontology annotation, biological process: CAAX-box protein processing. Gene Ontology annotation, molecular function: metalloendopeptidase activity. NCBI's taxonomy places the organism in Eukaryota, Metazoa, Chordata, Actinopteri, Perciformes, Gasterosteidae. The transcript is spliced from 8 exons. The record is from RefSeq and is a predicted model, not a curated record.
GAUACAUAUAAUGACGUCAUUAGAAAGCGCCCCUGAAGCUAGCCGUGCAGCUAGCAACGUUAGUUCACGUUUCGAAAGGAGGAUGUUGACAACUUCACACCUCAUGCUGGUGGAUAUGUUAUCUCUUUAGAUGGUCCACCGACCGCCCCGGUACCGAGGAGUCGUUUGCUUAAGUCUCAACCGGCAGUCGUGAUGGCACAGCAGAAGGACUUCUCGCAAAACCUUCUGACAGACGGAAUGAAAACCAGCAAUGGCGGCUUCGUACCGCCAGCCGGGUUGUGCUGGAUAUCGGUGCUAGCCUGUCUGCUGCUGGCGUGUUCAUAUGUCGGGAGUCUGUACGUGUGGAGGAGUGAGCUGCCGAGGGAUCACCCCACUGUGAUAAAGAGACGCUUCACCAGUGUACUCAUUGUGUCGGGCCUGUCGCCUCUCUUUGUGUGGGCAUGGAGAGAAUUCACAGGUGUCAGGACUGGCCCAUCGUUACUUGCUCUUAUGGGGAUCCGGGUUGAAGGCCUCAUCCCUGCAAUCAUACUUCCUCUGAUGCUCACCAUGGUCCUGUUUCUGGGCCCACUCAUGCAAUUAGCGAUGGACUGUCCUUGGAGCUUCAUGGAUGGGGUCCAGGUGGCUUUGGACCCGUCGUUCUGGAUGUUGUGCUUCAGUGAUAUGCGCUGGUUAAGGAAUCAGGUUGUGGCGCCGCUGACUGAGGAGCUGGUGUUCAGGGCCUGCAUGCUGCCCAUGUUGGUGCCCUGUGCCGGGCCUCUGGCCUCCAUCUUCACCUGCCCGCUCUUCUUCGGAGUGGCUCACUUCCACCACGUGAUCGAGCUGCUGAGGUUCAGACAGGGGACGUUGUCGGGGAUCUUCCUCGCUGCAGUGUUCCAGUUCUCCUACACGGCGGUGUUUGGGGCCUACACCGCCUUCCUCUUCAUGAGAACGGGUCACCUGAUGGGCCCAGUGCUCUGCCACUCCUUCUGUAACUACAUGGGUUUCCCGGCUAUCACCACGGCAAUGGAGCACCCCCACCGCUUCGCCGUUCUCUCCUCCUACCUGAUGGGGGUACUCCUCUUCCUGCUCUUUCUGUUCCCUUUCACUGACCCCUCCUACUAUGGCCUCCCCACACCGGUGUGCACCCUCACCUCCUCCCCCAGCUCCCUCUGCCUCUCCUGACCUCCCGCCCCUCCCCUGCGCAUACUUCUCUAGUUUUGUCACGUCGUGUUUUUUUGCCAAGUUAAGAGUUCAGCUAAGAACUCUGCUUAGGAAGGUGGGGGUGAAUGUCCACCUGUAUCUUUACAAAAAGCACGUCCUUGCAGAAACAAAGUGACAUCACAAAGAAGUCUGCUUUCAUCUUCUGUAUCUGCAGAAGCUGUAGGCAUACAUUAGUGCUGUGGCAGCUGUCUAUUUUUAUUCAUUUAUUAAUCCAACAAAUGUGACCGAAUACCGUGCCAUGAUAUUUCUCAGCAUGCUCAUGCUGUAAUGUAAACAUUGGCCAAUCCAUCAGUUUUUAAACGGCAACAUCUUGGCAUUGGCCAAAUAAAUCCAGUAUUCGCUGGGCUGUCUUUUAGAUUCACCACAAACAAGGUUUAUAUAAUCAGUUGGUUUGUUCACAACUUAUCUGACCAUGUCCACGCCCCCCCACUCGUCCAAUAGAAAGCAUGGCCAGAUCUAUCAUCAUAAUGCUUACGUGGUAGCCUUUUGAUACAGGCAGGGUUUUUGGGGUUGGUUUGGGCUCUGUUUGCUGUGUGAGGCUGGUCUUCGGAUGUGGAUCUUAAACUAUCUCAUGCUAGUUGGGUUCAGGUGAAUCCUAAGGAUGUGGGUACAGGCCUGGUGUCUCCUUAUAGACUUGAAUUGUCCUUCUGAUGCCUUUUAGCAUCUCUGGAGUGACGACACAUGGAAUCCCUGUUGGAAAAUGCGGUUCUCUUAUGGCUGCACUGCAUUGUGGGGGUAUAAAUGUUCACAAAUCCCCCUCCUGCUGUAGCUGCACUGCAGCACAGGAACGUUGGUGUGAUGUUGAAAUAAGAAGUACGUUCUAUGAUGUUAUGGGCUUGUUCGUGACGGCCACAUUUUAUCUGGAGUACUUCUCUGCUGUAGAGAAAUGUUGUUCUCAUACCGUGAAGUACUACUUAGUAAUAUACUUCAAGGGUUUCACUGCUGCUGGUCGGGUUCUAUUCAAAGUGUUCAAAUUAUUUUCCCCCAAGUUUUAGGGUUUAGUGCCGACACUAUCUUGAAUGUGUGUGUUUUUGUUUAGGCUGAAACUUUUGUUUCUCUAGGGUUCUUCCUAUAAUGUUGUCGCACACUUAAAUUAAGUUUUAGUCUGUUGUGGUUUAAAAAAAAAAAAAAAACUUUUA